Molecule: messenger RNA, 893 nt
Organism: Odobenus rosmarus divergens (Pacific walrus)
Lineage: Eukaryota; Metazoa; Chordata; Mammalia; Carnivora; Odobenidae
Gene: MYL2
Product: myosin, light chain 2, regulatory, cardiac, slow
Exons: 7
Coding region: 190-690 (166 amino acids)
Biological process (GO): muscle cell fate specification; heart development; cardiac muscle contraction
Cellular component (GO): cytoplasm; myofibril
Molecular function (GO): calcium ion binding
Source: RefSeq, a predicted model, not a curated record
CCCCUUACUUCAGAAGAACGGCAUGGGGUUGGGGGGGCCUUAGGUGGUGUCCGCCUCACCUAUUACUGCCAAAAGUGGUCAUGGGGUUAUUUUUAAACAUGGGGAGGAAGUAUUUAUUGUUUCCCAGCCGAGGAGAGCUGGGCAGCCUGAGGGAUUCUUCUGGGGAAGCAGUGUUGUGUCCUUUCCACCAUGGCACCGAAGAAAGCCAAGAAGAGAUCAGGAGGCGCCAAUUCCAACGUGUUCUCUAUGUUUGAACAGACCCAGAUCCAGGAAUUUAAGGAGGCCUUCACCAUCAUGGACCAGAACAGGGAUGGCUUCAUCGACAAGAAUGAUUUGAGGGAUACCUUUGCUGCUCUUGGGCGUGUGAACGUGAAAAAUGAGGAAAUUGAUGAAAUGCUCAAGGAAGCUCCAGGUCCAAUUAAUUUCACUGUGUUCCUAACAAUGUUUGGGGAGAAACUUAAGGGGGCAGACCCCGAGGAGACCAUUCUCAACGCAUUCAAAGUGUUUGACCCCGAAGGCAAAGGGGUGCUCAAGGCUGAUUACGUUCGGGAGAUGCUGACCACGCAGGCAGAGAGAUUUUCGAAAGAGGAGAUUGAACAGAUGUUCGCCGCCUUCCCCCCUGAUGUGACUGGCAACUUGGACUAUAAGAACCUGGUGCACAUCAUCACCCAUGGGGAAGAGAAGGACUGAAAGGGGCUCACCACCCAACCCUGGGCUUGUCUUUGGUGGGGCGGGGUGGUCCCUGCUACUGGCCUGUUAGCUUGUGGCUGCCUCAUGAUCCACCUCCAUCUUCUUUGCAGCCUCAGGGGCAUAUAGAUACCAUGUGGCCACACAUCCUGCAGAUGGAAAUCCAUCCAGAAGCUGUGUUCAAAUAAACAGGAUGUUGUGUAUUU